Messenger RNA from Diutina rugosa, 678 nucleotides. RefSeq lists its product as uncharacterized. The record is from RefSeq and is a predicted model, not a curated record. NCBI's taxonomy places the organism in Eukaryota, Fungi, Ascomycota, Pichiomycetes, Serinales, Debaryomycetaceae. Bases 1 to 678 code for a protein of 225 amino acids. The transcript has a single exon. Gene Ontology annotation, biological process: maturation of SSU-rRNA from tricistronic rRNA transcript (SSU-rRNA, 5.8S rRNA, LSU-rRNA). Gene Ontology annotation, cellular component: preribosome, small subunit precursor; nucleolus.
AUGCCCAAAGCCCCGAGAAAGAGAGGAGCCUCCAUCGAGGUGUCGGCCGCCAUGGGCGGCGGCAACGCCAAGAUCAAGAAGAAGAUAAGAGACAUCGAGCGGUUGUUGCGCAAGGACACCCUCGGCGCCGACAUCAGGCUCGAAAACGAAAGAGCGCUCAAGGCGUUGCGGGUCGAGCUCGAAGAGGCCCAAUCGCGGCUCAAGGAGAGAAAGACGGCCAAGAAGUACCACAUGGUCCGGUUCUUCGAGAAGAAAAAGGCGUUGCGCAAGUUGAAGCAAGCCACCAAAGAGGUGAAGCGGUUGGAAGAAGAAGGCGACAAGAAAGCGAUCAAAAAGGCUCGCCGGGUGCUCAAACACGCCCAGAUCGAUACCGCCUAUGUUUUGCUUUUCCCCAAGAGCCAGAAAUACCUCUCGUUGUACCCUAAUGACCACGAAACUAACAACGAGGCUAACUUGACCGCCAAGGCGAAAAAGGGGAUCCAGGAGACGGAGGAAGCGCGCCGAAAUCGCCGCAAGGAGAUGGAGAAGCUUAUAGACGAAGACCAGUUGCCGUUUACCUUUGAGGACGUGCUUGCCGGCAAGGAAGUCGACACCACAUUGGCUCCGGCAGCCACCCCGCUCGCCGAGAUCGACGCUGCCGAGGACAACGCCGACGACGAGGACGACUUUUUCGAGUAA